Oncorhynchus nerka (sockeye salmon) is the source of this 6560-nucleotide messenger RNA. Its product is annotated as receptor-type tyrosine-protein phosphatase N2-like. NCBI's taxonomy places the organism in Eukaryota, Metazoa, Chordata, Actinopteri, Salmoniformes, Salmonidae. Gene Ontology annotation, molecular function: protein tyrosine phosphatase activity. The record is from RefSeq and is a predicted model, not a curated record. The coding region runs from base 1 to 3183 and encodes 1060 amino acids. The transcript has 22 exons. Gene Ontology annotation, biological process: insulin secretion involved in cellular response to glucose stimulus; regulation of secretion; protein dephosphorylation. Gene Ontology annotation, cellular component: synapse; secretory granule.
AUGGGUUGCCUGUUUGAGGAUGAGCUCUGUACACCUUACGAGUUCUGCGCUAACGACAGAGUGUUUGGAAGGUGUCUGGAGUUACCUAGUGCGGACCUAUACACCUAUGAUGUGUCAGCCUCUGCUCUACAGCACUUGAGGACUCUCCUCCAGAAACUGUCCCACAGAGGGUUGACAUGGCAGGAUGCUACCACCCAGCAGGUGAUCUCCAGAGAGCUUUCCAAGAUACGCAAGGUUCCUAUCCGAAGGCCGGAACCCCCUUCUGCCUCUCUGACACUCUAUGGUGGAGCCAGGAAGCUCAAGACUGGAAAGGGAGAGCUUGGCGUCCAGAAGUACCUGCAAGAGCUUGGUCUCCUUCCCCAGUCUGUUGGCACUGCUCGCCAGGGGCCCCAGCGAGAGAGCCCCCUCACCAAGAAUGAAGACUUCCAGCCCAAGAAGGGAAAGUCUACAUUCUAUCGUCUACAGUCUGCAGAACCACCCCAGGGGGGUAAGGUCUUCACAAAGGGGGCCGUGGGGAGCUGGAGACCCCCAGUGGAGACAGCCUACUCCAGCCAGGAGCCUGGGAGUGCCAGGGGAAGUGCCAAGGGGUUGACUGCCCAGCUGGAGCGCUACCUGGCUGGGGCAGCACACACCCAGAGCCGCCCUUUACAAGGGGCAGUGGUGGGAUCAGUGGUGGGACCCAAGGGGAAGCUCCACUAUGUCAGCUAUGUCAGCCCUGUACGCUCUGGUGAUCAGGUGGAACCCCAGACACGACUUGGUGGCAGUGGCUCCAAACCUCCAAGGCCCAACAUAGACAGGCUUCUCUUCAAGGCUGCUUCCAACCAUCAGGUGCCCAAGGAACAGCUCAGUACAGUGGAUGAACGGUUCAUCCAGAACGUGGUCAACCAGCUGGGGAGGCAGAGAGUGAACAUGGACGGUUUGAUGGGUAAAGACCUGAACCAGCUGGCAGACAUCAUCUCUGAGGCCCUGCAUGUGGUGGAUGGGGAGGGGCCCGGGGCUAGAGCUAAGCCCAGGGUCAUGGCACCCAUACGGGACAGGCAGAUGAAGAGAGAGCCCUUACCUUCCAAGGACCAGGAUGAGGAGGACCAAGACGUCAUGUUGGGGCAAGAUGCAAGGCUUCAAGGGCAACCAAUGGAGGAUGCAGACUCUGAGCCAGACGACAAGGACCCAGUCUUCGUCACUAAGCUGUUGGAGUACCUCAAUAUGGACCCCUUCAGUGAUGAGCCAGAUGCCCAGAUGGAGGUUGAUGGUGCUGGGGCAGCAGGCGGCCCCUCUUUUGAGGGCCAGAGAACAGUGGGUCUGGAGAAUGUGAGAAGCAGGACCACACAGGGCCAGGUGCCUGUACCACACCCAUGGGAGGAGAGGAACAUGGCCAUAGGAGGAGAGGAUAGAUCUCCAGACCAACCAAUGGAUGUCCAGGCUUCUGAAUCCAUGGUAGACUCCGAGGUGGAGAGGUGGAUCCACGGUACCAAAGCUCCUCCUCCUCUGGAGACUGAGACAGACCUCCUGGCAGAUAAACCACAGAAGAAGAAUCUCCUAGCAGAGCCACAGAAACAGGACAUGCAACUCCAGGAGGAGGAGGAGGUGGUGCAUAUGGGGGUCAAAGCUUACUCAAAGGCACAUCGAGGGAAAAACCACCUCGGCGACUUUGGCUACAUCAUUACAGACACAGCCUCCCUCACCUCUGACCAGGGCCUGGACCUGAUGGAACAUGUGGGUCGGAGGAUCAACCUCCAUGUGGCCAACAUUCUCCACCUCUCAGUGCUGGGUCCAGCUGUGACCUUCAGGGUGGGCUCCAACCCUCAUAAUGUCAGCACUGCAGAUCUUGCCCACGUUGCAGUUCAGCAAAAGAAGCAGCUGGAGAAGGAAACUGGUGUGAAGAUCCUGGAGGCUGGUGUCAGUGAUAAGGGCAGCUUGAGACAGAUCCCGGUGGUCAAGGAGAGUCAUCUGGAGUCUGGUCAGUUCAUGGUCUUGACCAUCAUCUCCAUGGUCCUGAUCAUGGGGGCGCUGGCAGUGUCUGGCUGGCUCUUCUGCCUGCGCCACCGCUCCCACCUCCAACUGAAGGAGAAACUAGCCAGCCUGGGGACUGACACCAGCGCUGAUGCAACCGCAACCUAUCAGGAGCUGUGUCGCCAGCGGAUGGCUGUGCGCACAUCGGAGCGUGCGGAGUGCCCGGAGCCUCUGCGGCGCCUCUCGCGGCUGAACAGCUCGUCUUCUCAGUUCAGCGACGGGGGACCCAUAGCCAGCCCCUCGGCCCGUAGCUCCACUUCCUCCUGGUGCGAAGAGCCUGUCCCUUCCAACAUGGACAUCUCCACCGGCCACAUGAUACUGUCGUACAUGGAGGACCACUUGAAGAACAAGAACCGCCUGGAGAGGGAGUGGGAGGCGAUGUGUGGUUACCUGGCUGAGCCCGGUGACUGUGACGUGGGCCAGGGCCAACACAACACCAAGAGGAACCGCUCUGACGCCGUGGUUGUCUAUGAUCAUUCCAGAAUCACCUUGAAGGCUGAGAAUAACCAUGGCAACUCGGAUUACAUCAAUGCUAGCCCAAUUAUGGACCAUGACCCGAGGAACCCCAUGUACAUCGCUUCACAAGGCCCUCUACCCUCCACCGUGGCUGACUUCUGGCAGAUGGUGUGGGAGAGUGGCUGUGUGGUCAUCGUCAUGCUAACGCCCCUGUCUGAAAAUGGAGUGAAACAGUGUCAACAGUACUGGCCAGACGAGGGCUCCAAUGUCUACCAUGUUUAUGAGGUGAACCUGGUGUCAGAACACAUCUGGUGUGAGGACUUCCUGGUCAGGAGUUUCUACCUGAAGAACUUGCAGACCAACGAGACACGCACUGUCACGCAGUUCCACUUCCUUUCCUGGGUGGACCACAGCAUCCCUGACUCAGCCAGGACACUGCUGGACUUCCGUAGAAAGGUUAACAAGUGCUACCGGGGUCGGUCUUGUCCAAUAAUUGUCCACUGCAGUGACGGGGCUGGCCGAAGCGGAACGUACAUCCUGAUUGACAUGGUCCUCAAUAGGAUGGCUAAAGGUGCUAAAGAGAUUGAUAUUGCCGCUACCCUGGAGCACUUGAGAGACCAAAGAGCCGGCAUGGUCCAGACAAAGGAGCAGUUUGAGCUUGCGCUGACAGCCGUAGCGGAGGAGGUGAAUGCCAUCCUUAAAGCACUUCCACAGUGAAACUCGACGCCGCCCCACACCGUGCCACGUCUCGCUGUCUAAACACAUGUUUUUCUGCCCACUCAAGUCUGUCAUCUCGCUUUUGUCCCAAAUGGCACCCUAUUCCCUACGUAGUGCGCUACUUUUGAACAGGGCCCAUAAGGGUCUGGUCAAAAGUGGUACACUAUGUAGGGAAUAGGGUGGUGCCAUUUGGGACAUACAUACCUAUCUUCUCUUGUUUCUCUCUCCUCUGAUUCUCGCUCUUGGUAUACUUAUGAAUGUUGUGCCAGAUACCUGACCGACCUGGUCUUCUUAAGUGUGAAAUAUUAUUUUUGCAGUUGUGUUCCAGUGCCACUUACAGAUAGCUAGACAAAGUCAUGUGUGUUCUCUCUCUCUCUCUCUCUCUCUCUUUGUGAUCUGAAUAAUCUAUUAUACUAAGAAUCAGAUAAUUGGUUAUUGAUGUGUGAAGAAUAUGAUAUUGUAUUCAAGGCCUGAACAUCUGUGUCCUGUAUAUAGAGAAGAUGCUUCAAAGAACAAUGUUCGAAGUGAUCUUUACUAUUAAAGUUCUGAACCACAUUCUAUGGCCCUGUUCAAAUACAUUCGAAAUGUAUCCUUCCUGCCUUGAGAAUCUGUAAGUGAUAUACACUACCGGUCAAACGUUUUAGAACACCUACUCAUUCAAGGGGUUUUUCUUUAUUUUUACUAUUUUCUACAUUGUAGAAUUGUAGAAUAACACAUAUGGAAUCAUGUAGUAACCAAAAAAGUGUUAAACAAAUCAAAAUAUAUUUUAUAUUUGAGAUUCUUCAAAGUAGCCAGCCUUUGCCUCAAUGACAGCUUUGCACACUUGUCAUUCUCUCAACCUGCUUCACCUGGAAUGCUUUUCUAACAGUCUUGAAGGAGUUCCCACACAUGCUGAACACUUGUUGGCUGCUUUUCCUUCACUCUGCGCUCCGACUUUUCCCAAAUCAUCUCAAUUUGGUUGAAAUCGGGUGAUUGUGGAGGCCAGGUCAACUGAUGCAGCACUCCGUCACUCUCCUUCUUGGUCAAAUAGCCCUUACACAGCCUGGAGGUAUGUUCGGUCAUUAUCCUUUUGAAAAACAAAUUAUAGUCCCAUAAGCCCAAACCAGAUGGGAUGGCGUAUCGCUGCAGAAUGCUGUGGUAGCCAUGCCAGUUAAGAGUGCCUUGAAUUCUAAAUAAAUCACAGACAGUGUCACCAGCAAAGCACCCCCACACCAUCACACCUCCCCAUCCAUGCUUUACGGUGGGAACUACACAUGUGGAGAUAAUCCGUUCACCACACCGCGUCUCACAAAGACACGGCAGUUGUAAUCAAACAUCUAUAAUUUGGACUCCAGACAAAAGGAGAACUUUCCACCGGUCUAAUGUUCAUUGCAUGUGUUUCUUGGCCCAAGCUAGUCUCUUCUUCUUAUUGGUGUCCUUUAGUAGUGGUUUCUUUGCAGCGAUUUGACCAUGAAGGCCUGAUUCACUCUUGAUGUUGAGAUGAUUUGAUGUUGAGAUGUGUCUGUUACAUGAACUCUGUAAAGCAUUUAUUUGUGCUGCAAUUUCUGUGGAUAGUAACUCUAAUGAACUCAUCCUCUGCCACAGAGGUAACUGGGUCUUCCUUUCCUGUGGCGGUCCUCAUGAAAGUCCGUUUCAUCGUAGCACUUGAUGGUUUUUGUGACUGCACUUGAAGAAACUUUAAAGUUCUUGACAUUUUCCUGAUUGACUGACCUUCAUGUCUUAAAGUAAUGAUGGACUGUCGUUUCUCUUUGCUUAUUUGAGCUGUUCUUGCCAUAAUAUGGACUUUAUGGCAAGAACAGCUAUGGACUUUUACCAAAUUGGGCUGUCUUCCGUAUACCCCCCCUACCUUGUCACAACACAACUGAUUGGCUCAAAUGCAUUAAGACAUUCCACCUAUUAACUUUUAAAAAGGCACACCUGUUAAUUGAAAUGCAUUCCAGCUGACUACCUCAUGAAGCUGAUUGAGAGAAUGCCAAGAGUGUGCAAAGCUGUCAUCAAUGCAAAGGGUGGCUAUUUGAAGAAUAUAAAAUAUAAAAUCUAUUUUGAUUUGUUUAAAACUUUUUCUUGGUUACUACAUGAUUCCAUGUGUGUUAUUUCAUAGUUUUGACGUCUUCACUAUUAUUCUACAAUGUAGAAAAUAGAAAAAAAUAAAGAAAAACCCUUGAAAGAGUAGGUGUUCUAAAACGUUGGAUCGGUCGUGUACCCACCCCUCGAAGAACUCCCUAGAAAGGAAGGAACCUAGGAAGAAACCUAAAGGAACCAGGCUCUGAGGAGUGGCCAAUCCUCUUCUGGCUGUACCACCACCCUAUUGCUUUCCCCCAAUCCAACCGAUUCAUAUCUGUGAUAACUUGAAGUAGGAAGGAAGUGUUUAAACAGGGCCUGUAUGUGAGGCUCGAUUUAGUCAGAUACGCUUUAGCCAAUAUCCGCAUAGCAGUUGUUUUGACUUGUGUCGGAGGUGGAACUGCGUUAAGAGCUGUCAAAUCCACAAGCAGCUCCCGGCAUUAUACCUAAAGCGGACAAUGCCAUUGGCUGCGCAGUCGCAUGAACAGAAAUCCCAUGCAGCCAUGCAGUUCGAACCCUUGAAUGUGAGAUGUUAUUUUGUUGAAUGAUUUUUCAAUUCGAUCAUCAUUAUUUCUAUAUAGCCUACAAUGUCUCGUUGUGAACUUAUAACACGAUUGGGGCGGGUGUGGCUUCAUGACAAUGACUAAGAGCAGCUGCACACCGAUUUCACGGCUCCAAGGCAAUUCAAUCUCCGACACAGCCAAAACAUCCGCUAUGUGGGUGUCUGCAAUCGCUGGUUAGUGCUUGAUCUGAUUUAAUCUAGUUGUUCUCUUGUGCAGACUGCUUUUGUUUGUUAUGUACAUUGUUUUGUAUAUUAAUUUAAUACCGUUAAUAUUUAAAAUCACUGAAAUGUAAUGAUUAUAAAUACAAGUGUACAAAACAUUAAGAAGACCUUCCUAAUAUUGAGUUGUUUUGCCAAGUUACCCUCGGAAUGACAAACAUACACAAUCCAUGUCUCAAUUAUCUCAAGGCUUAAAAAUCCUUCUUUAACUAAGCUGUCUCCUCCCCUUCAUCUACACUGAUUGAGGUGGAUUCAACAAGUGACAUAAAUAAGGGAUCUUAGCUUUCACCUGGUUAGUCUAUGUCAUGAAAAGAGCAGGUGUUCUUAAUGUUUUGUACGCUCAGUGUAGCGUGAGCAAUAUAGAUAUUAACAAUAUGAUGUGAUAUGAUUAACCUGAAUUAUAUUGGCAUUGUUAAUAUGUUUUGUUUUGUCCUCUUAAUCGACAGAAUAUUGUGACUCAUGUGUACAGGUAAAGUCCAUGUAUAGAAUAUAAAUUAUGUGGAAGCUUGUUGUGCUAUUAAAAUGUUUUACUGAA